Molecule: messenger RNA, 2262 nt
Organism: Rubroshorea leprosula
Lineage: Eukaryota; Viridiplantae; Streptophyta; Magnoliopsida; Malvales; Dipterocarpaceae
Source: the annotation of a GenBank genome assembly
AGUCUUCAUUUUGAGUGCAUUCCUUUGCCACAAACUGUUCAAACUCGAUAUCACAGAUAUCCUCUUACUCUCAAGGAAUACUUAGAUGGUUAUGAUUACAAUGACCAAUUCUGCGAUGCUUGCAAGACAAAUGGAUGUCCGGAUCAUGCCAUUUAUUUUUGUGAAGAAUGCGAGUUUGUAGCUCAUAUUUUAUGUGUGGUCUCUCUGGAUGAAUGUCAGAGAUAGUUCAGAGAAAGGAGAUACUGGAAAAGAGCAAGAAGGUGGCACCAAAGAAAAGGAGACAGAUGCAGAAGGACCUAUUGGCUACCGUUGCUGAGCUGCUGCAAAGUACAGACAAUCCUUGCUCUCCAGACAGAGAAUUAGACACUGAACGAAACAAACAUUUCUCUCCAGACAGAGAUUGAGAUGCUGAAAGAUAGAAACUUUGCUGUCCACCCACAGAAUGAGACACCGAAAAGGAAAACUAGAUGCACUAAUUGCAGAAAUGGAGACACUCAAUAGGGCAAAUUUAAGAUCCAGAAUCUUGAGCCCGGCCUGUGUAAUAUGCUUGCUUAUGAUGAAUGCAUGCAUAUGCUACCUAAAGCGAUAAGGGUAUAUUUGGUAUUAUGUUUUUCUUUUUGAGGGAACCCAUUAUCACCAACACCACCAUAAGUUUACAGCUCAACUCAAUCCGACAAUUACUCAGAGUGUCAAUGACUUAUGCACAAAAUGGAAGAUCUUGAGAAGUCAAGAACAGUUCUUACUUCUCAGUGGUGAACUUACAAGAGGAAAAUGAUGUCUUCAUCAAUUUCAUGCUCUCAUCUAUCUAGUAGCUUCAAGUUUCAACAGAACACAAAACCCACUUCAACCUCAUCACAGAAGGCCAAACUUCACCAACAUUUCUGGAUUUCCCUUCGUAAAUCCUUCCAUUCAUCAGCGUAUCACCUGGCAAUAAGAUCCCAGUUCCAAAUACAGAGGAUAUACCAGACUAGCUUCCCUUCGUUGCUAUCUAGAAAUAGAAUUUCGUUGUGCAAGAGAUCUGCCCCUGUUCAAGGUGGUAUUUCAUCGAAUGGUUACAGUGCUAGUGAUGGGAGGAGUUUAAGGAACUGGAUUGAGUGGUUUAGUGAAUUGAUAUCAACUGCGUUUCCCUUGUGGGUGUCUUUGGGUUGUCUGUUGGGGUUGGUCAAACCCAGUUCCUUUGGUUGGGUCACUCCCAGAUGGACCAUGGUUGGUCUUACUCUUACCAUGGCUGGAAUGGGCAUGACUCUCACUUUCGAUGAUCUUCGUGGUGCUUUGGCCAUGCCUAAGCAGUUGCUUUCUGGUUUCGUGCUUCAGUACUCGGUGAUGCCGAUAUCUGGAUUUGUUGUCAGCAAGCUCUUAGGUCUGCCAUCUCAUUAUGCUGCUGGUUUGAUAUUGGUCGGUUGCUGUCCUGGUGGCACAGCAAGUAAUAUUGUAACUUAUAUUGCACGAGGAAAUGUGGCACUCUCAGUGUUAAUGACAGCAGCAAGCACUCUCGCAGCUGUGAUCAUGACCCCCUUUCUCACUGCUAAGCUUGCUGGGCAAUAUGUUGCAGUAGAUGCAGCUGGGCUGCUACUUUCAACACUGCAGGUGGUGCUUCUUCCAGUCCUGGUUGGUUCAUUCCUAAAUCAGUAUUUUCAAGGCCUGGUUAAAUUUGUCUCUCCCUUGAUGCCACCCCUUGCUGUGGGAACUGUUGCUGUUUUGUGUGGGCACGCGAUUGCUCAGAGUGCUUCUACAAUCCUUGUUUCUGGCAAACAAGUCAUACUAGCCGCGACUCUUCUUCAUACAUCUGGAUUUCUCUUUGGCUAUCUAUUUUCUAGGAUGCUGGGGCUUGACAUAGCAUCAUCACGAACCAUCUCCAUUGAAGUUGGCAUGCAGAACUCAGUUCUUGGAGUUUUUCUUGCAACUCAGCACUUUGGAAAUCCACUGACUGCUGUACCAUGUGCCGUUUCCAGUGUUUGUCACUCAGUCAUGGGUAGUGCUUUGGCAGGAGUAUGGAGACGCACUGUUCCCGAGAAGAAGUAGGAUUGAAAUUUGAUGUCAAUUUCAGCUAACAAUCGACUCUCUUGAUUUCUCUCCUUUGUUUUAUUAGACGUCUCAUUUGCUCCAUCUAGGAGUGUAGUUGUCAUCCAUGAAAAACUGGAUGAUGCUCGUAGCUUGUAUCCAUAUAUUUUCUGUAUUUGGUAUACAUUCAGGGCUCAGAAAAUUAACCUUAAACGAGUUCACUUUGAAUGGCAGUUUCUUUAAGAAAAUUCAACAAUUUUC